ACAGAAGUGAUCUGCAGACGUUAUGUUCCUCUGAAUGUUGAUGUAGACAUGUACGCCUGUGGAGCCCUUUUUGCUGCAUUCCUUCUGUUUGCUCCAGGACAAUAUUACUUCUGUUUUGAAACAAAUGAUAAUGGGACGUUUUCUGGAAAACCUGAUGUCUCUCUCAGUGUUACAGGUCCACUAAAGGUGGUUAAAAGGGAACAGAAUAAGAGAGUGACACUGACCUGCACCUCCACCUCCCCUCCCAACUCUGGCCCCACCUACAUCUGGUACAGGAACAGACAACCUGUUGGUGACAAAUACACGACCAGCGGCAACACUCUGGUGAUUAACCCCGUCAGCUCGGCUGAUUGGGGACAUUUCUCCUGUGCUCUAAGAGGACAUGAAGAUCGUCCCUCUCCACCAGUGUGUGUAUCAACGUGCUGGAGUGUGACAUAUACCCACCAGAAGAUCUGUGCCCUGGAAGGUUCCUCUGUGGACAUAAGGUGUUACUAUUCUUACCCCAGUGGUUAUGUGAUCAGAAAACCACUGUGGAAAUUCAAUUUGGGUUCUGGUGAGAAGACGAUGGAUUUUAGUGUUAAAAAUACACAUUAUAAAAACAAGGAAUAUCUUGGAAAUAAAAAAAAUGACUGCAGCCUAAGGAUAAAGGAACUUGUGAGGCAUACAGGACAAUAUUUCUUCAGAUUUGAAACAGUUCAGGAAGAUGGGAGGUGGAACGGAAAACCUGCUGUCUCUCUCAUUGUGACAGGUCCACUAAAGGUGGAAAAACAGGAAUGGUAUUGGAGAGUGACACUGACCUGCAUCUCCACCUGCCCUGCAGACUCCAGGCCCACCUACAUCUGGUACAAGAACACACAACCUGUUGGUGACAAAUACACGACCAGCGGCAACACUCUGAUGAUUAACUCACCAGUCAGUAAAGAUGACAGUGGACAUUUCUCCUGCGCUCUAAGAGGACAUGAAGAUCAUCCCUCUCCACCAGUGUGUGUAUCAUCUUGCAGUAGUGUGACUUAUACCCACCAGGAGAUCUGUGGCCUGGAAGAUUCCUCUGUGGACAUAACAUGCUCCUAUUCUUACCCCAGUGGUUAUGUGGUCAGAAAACCACUGUGGAUAUCCAAUUUGGGUUCUGGUGAGGAGACGAUGGAUUUUAGUGUGAAAAAUACACAUGAUAACGAUGUGGAAUAUAUUGGAAAUAAAGAUACUGACUGCAGCCUAAGGAUAAAAGAACUUAGUGUGAAGCAUAGAGGGAAAUAUUACUUCAAAUUUUCAACAAAUGAGGAUGAUGAGGAGUUUUCUGGAAAGCCUGAGGUGUCUCUCUCUGUGACAGGUUUGCAGAUAAAUAUGAAUUCUGAUACAGUUGAAGAAGGGAAGAGUGUCAGACUGACCUGCAGCACCACCUGCACUUUGAGUGAACCCCCCUCUUACAUCUGGUACAAGAACUCCCAACCUAUUGCAGACCAACAGACACCAAUGAAAAGCCUUCGCCUUAACCCAGUGCGCAUUGAGGAUUCAGGCCUUUACUCCUGUGCUGUGAGAGGACAUGAGAACCGUCCCUCACCUGUACGGGCUCUCAGUGUCAGCUAUGCACCAAGAAAUGUCUCAGUAUCACUGAGUUUUCCAGGUUAUAUACUGGAAGGAAGCUCUGUGACUGUGACCUGCAACAGUGAUGCCAACCCACCAGCAACCUACACCUGGUUUAAGGAGAAAAGGGAUCGAGCCGAUGGUAGAGGACAGCGAUGGACCAUCAGUAAUAUCAGCUCAGAGUUUAGUGGGCAGUACCAUUGUAGAGCACAGAACAGUGUUAAAUACAGUGAUUCUGAACCAUUUCUGCUGGAUGUUCAUUACGGCCCAAAGAACACGACUGUAUUAAUCACUCCUUCUGGUGACAUAGUGGAGGGUGAUUCAGUGACUCUGACCUGCAGCAGUGAUGCCAACCCACCGGUGCACAGCUACACCUGGUACAAGAUCAGCAGAGUCAGCGCUUCAUUAGGAUCAGAGCAGAAACACUUCAUGACCAACAUCAGCUCUGGGGACAUGGGACAGUACUACUGUGUAGUGGCAAACACAGUCGGAUCCAGUAACUCCGCAGUGCGACAUGUGAAUGUUUUCUAUUCCCCCAAGAACACAAACGUGAUUGUUAGUUCCUCUAGUGAGGGGAGAUCAGUGACUCUCACCUGUAACGCUGAUGCCAACCCCCCAGUACACACAUACUCCUGGUACAGGAAGACCAGCAGUGUAUCUGUUCUGAUGGACACAGGGAAUAGCAGCAGCUAUACUGGGGUCUCAGAUGGUGAUAGUUACUAUUGUGCAGUACACAAUGAAUAUGGCUCUCAUAACUCCUCUGAAAUUGAAGUGUCUCUCACAGCCCUACUUCAGCAGACAGGUGUACCAGGAGGAGUGUUUGCAGCCUUGGGGAUCAUACUAGUUGUAGCUGUAAUAGUGGUCCUUGUAUUUGUGCGCAGAAAAGGGAAAGGUAUAUCCACCACCGAGAACACAAGUACAAUGGUGGAACACAGACAGGGAGAAGAGCCCAGUCCUGUGUAUGAAGACGCUUCUGCAGUGCUGUUGACGUCUAACCAAGAAGACAGAGUGGACUCAGGAAGAGAUCGAGUGGACACAGGAGGAGAUCGAGUGGACUCAGGAAGAGAUGGAGUGGUCUCAGGAGGAGAUUCAGUGGUUUCAGGAGGAGACCAAGUGGAUGCAGGAGGAGAUGAAGAUGACGUUCAGUACGCCAGUGUCCAGUUCAAGCCCAAAAUCAAGGACGCGGCUCAGGACUCUCCAGCUGUGCUGCCUCAAGAGAAGAAGGUGGAGGAAGAGGAGUCUGCGUACGCCUCGGUGAAGUUCCGUUCUCCCUCCCGUGAUGUCAACCAAGACGAGGAUGAUACUGCAAUCUACAGCAUUGUCAACAAACCCAGAAGCUGAUCACAAAGGCCCAGAUCAUGCCCCAAAAAGGCUUGUAGCAUCUUGAGAUUUCAAGAUAUGUGCCAUUUUCUUUCUGUAUCCAAAACUCAUUUUUACAUUAUGAGUAUUAUUAUUAGUAUUAUUAUUGAAGUCAUUAGUCUUGUUUGCGGUGUAUACAAGAACAGUUUUCAACAUUUUUAAUUUAAUUGAUUUUACAUUGUGUGUGAGUUGUAUUUUACAAACUUGCUGUGCUUCUUGUUGGCCACAUAUUGUUCAAUUGUCAUACAUUCUUGAUGAAUGCAAAGUCUGUAUUACAUAAGUUGCUAUUUCAUCAAGAUGACUUGAAGUGACAUAGACAAAAAUAAUGCACAUUUAUUGUAGUUUAUGUUUUCAUCAUGACGAUACAUGUUGACAUCAUGUUGUUGUGUCCCUCAAAUUAAUAUAUUGCAUCAUACCCAUGUGUGUAGAAGAUAUUUACUAAAAACUACACAAUAAACACAUGUAUUGUU
Messenger RNA from Sardina pilchardus (European sardine), 3410 nucleotides. Its product is annotated as B-cell receptor CD22-like. The record is from RefSeq and is a predicted model, not a curated record. The transcript has 15 exons. Bases 49 to 2922 code for a protein of 957 amino acids. NCBI's taxonomy places the organism in Eukaryota, Metazoa, Chordata, Actinopteri, Clupeiformes, Clupeidae.